AUGUCGAGAUAUUCGCUCCGUCAGACCCCGAGGAAGAAGGAACUCUUCGAUGGCAUGGUCGAAACGCCCGUGAUGCGGCGCUCGUCGCGUCGCCAAUCGUCCUUCCCCCGUGAACUCUCGGACCCCGACAACGACUCCAGCUCUGCCGCCGAGACGCGGACGCGCACUCGGUCCGUCCGCCGCCGCCGCACCGCCGGCAAAUUCGCCGAGGAUCUGGACGACGAGGACGCCAGCACAGACGCCGCCAUCAACGGCAAUGGCCACACGUCCAAAGCCUCCAAUGAAGAGCUCGUUGUUGACGGGUGGAAACCAGGCCAGAACCCCAAGGUCGACUACUCGGGCGAGUUGGAGUUUGGCGGCUCCCUGGGCACCACGCUCAUGAUGCUCCUCUUCCCCAUCCUUAUGUGGUACAUGUGGAUUGGCGCGACAUACUACAAUGGCAAAUUCCCCUCGAGGAAUCCGGGCCAGACCUGGCUGGGCUUCGCCGCCGAGAUGGCCAGCCUUGUCUACACGGGCGCGUUCCCCCACGCCAAGGCCUGGCUCUGGUAUUGGUCCUACCUCCUCUUCCAAGCCGCCUGCUACUGCCUCCUCCCCGGCGUAUGGAGCUAUGGAAAACCACUACCCCACGACAACAACAAGCAGCUCCCGUACUUUUGCAAUGCCUACGUCAGCCUCUACUUUACCCUCGCCGUCCUUGCCGCCCUGCACUUCACCGGCAUCUGGCCGCUGUACCGGGCCAUUGACGAGUUUGGCCCUCUUCUGUCCGUCGCCAUUCUGACCGGCUUCCUCGUCAGCAUUGUCGCCUACGUCUCUGCCAUCUACCGGGGCAAGCAGCACCGCAUGACCGGCCGUGUUAUCUACGACUUCUUCAUGGGCGCCGAGCUCAAUCCCCGCAUGUUUGGCAUCCUCGACUUCAAAAUGUUCUUCGAGGUGCGCAUGCCCUGGUACAUCCUGCUCAUCCUGAGCCUGGGUGCUGCCGCUCGCCAGUACGAACGCUACGGCUACGUCUCGGGCGAGGUCAUGUUCCUUGUCAUGGCCCACUACCUCUAUGCCAACGCCUGCGCCAAGGGCGAGGAGCUCAUCGUCACCACCUGGGACAUGUACUACGAGAAGUGGGGAUUCAUGCUCAUCUUCUGGAACCUGGCCGGAGUCCCCCUCUCCUAUUGCCAUUGCACCCUCUUCCUCGCCAACCACGAUCCCGCCGAGUAUCACUGGAACCGCUGGGCCCUGGCCAUGAUGUACAUUGCCUACCUCUUCUGGUACUGGGUCUGGGAUAGCUGCAACAGCCAGAAGAACCGCUUCCGCGCCAUGGAGAGGGGCAAGCUCGUCGGCCGCAACACGUUUCCCCAGGUCCCGUGGCAGACUCUCCACGACCCCAAGACGAUCGAGACGCCCCAGGGCACCAUCCUCGUCGACGGCUGGUACGGCCUGGCCAGAAAAAUCCACUACACGGCCGACACGUGGUUCGCCAUCUCCUGGGGGCUGGUUACCGGAUUUCAGAGCCCGUUUCCGUGGUUCUAUCCCGUGUUCUUCUGCUGCAUGAUUGCUCACCGUGCUUCGCGAGACAUCCACCGCUGCCGCAAAAAGUACGGCGAUGCCUGGCUGGAGUACGAGCGAACUGUGCCGUACCUCUUCAUACCUUACGUCAUCUAG
Hirsutella rhossiliensis is the source of this 1653-nucleotide messenger RNA. RefSeq names its product ergosterol biosynthesis ERG4/ERG24 family domain-containing protein. Gene Ontology annotation, cellular component: endoplasmic reticulum membrane. Gene Ontology annotation, biological process: ergosterol biosynthetic process. Bases 1 to 1653 code for a protein of 550 amino acids. The transcript is spliced from 6 exons. The record is from RefSeq and is a predicted model, not a curated record. Gene Ontology annotation, molecular function: Delta24(24-1) sterol reductase activity. Lineage: Eukaryota; Fungi; Ascomycota; Sordariomycetes; Hypocreales; Ophiocordycipitaceae.